Messenger RNA from Physeter macrocephalus (sperm whale), 2656 nucleotides. RefSeq names its product zinc finger protein 570 (gene ZNF570). Gene Ontology annotation, molecular function: RNA polymerase II cis-regulatory region sequence-specific DNA binding; DNA-binding transcription factor activity. The transcript has 5 exons. The record is from RefSeq and is a predicted model, not a curated record. Lineage: Eukaryota; Metazoa; Chordata; Mammalia; Artiodactyla; Physeteridae. The coding region runs from base 261 to 1871 and encodes 536 amino acids. Gene Ontology annotation, biological process: regulation of transcription by RNA polymerase II.
CCGGGUGCCGAGCCUUUUUCUGGUCAGGACUACAUUUCCCAGUGGCCCCCGCGAGCAUUGGGCCCGCUGCCCCUUUGUGUCCUCCGGAGGCCAGAUCGCUUCUUUCCGGGCCCGCGGAGGCUGGGUUCCCUCAGAUUCAGGGCAGGAGGUGGGCCCGAGAGGAGGUUACCCGAGUUUUCCGGGCUUGGACCUGGUCUUCCGGCACUUCAGUUCUGCAGGACACUGCCAUUUCCCAAGAGAAGAGUCAAGGGGAGGAAAGAAUGGCUGUUGGACUUCUUAAGGCCAUGUACCAGGAGUUGGUGACCUUCAGAGAUGUGGCUGUAGACUUCUCCCAAGAGGAGUGGGAUUGUCUGAAUUCUUCUCAGAGGCAUCUGUACAGUAAUGUGAUGUUGGAGAACUACAGGAUCUUGGUAUCACUGGGACUUUGCUUUUCUAAACCAAGUGUGAUAUUAUUGUUGGAACAAGGGAAGGAGCCCUGGAUGGUAAAGACAGAGCUGACAAAAGACUUGUGCUCAGACUGGGAAUCUGUGUGUGAGACUGAAGAGUUAACCCCAAAGCAGGACAUUUAUGAAGUGCGAUCAUCUCAGAAAGUAAUAGAAACACUUACAAGCUGUGGCCUUGAGUACUCCAGUUUGAAAGAAGAAUGGAAAUGUGAGGGCCACUUUGAGAGGCAACCAGUGAAUCAGAAGGCAUGUUUCAAGGAAAAGACAAUCACUCAUGAAGAAGCCCCUGUUGAUGAAAGAGGACAAGAAUAUAACAAAACUUGGCGAAGUUUCCAUCCCAGCACACUACUUCAUACACAACAGAUAAUCCCCAAAGAGGAGAAAGUACAUAAACAUAACACACAUAAAAGCUUUAAAAAAAAAUUAAUGGCUGUUAAGCCCAAGAGUAUCUAUACAGAGAAGAAACUUUUGAAAUGUAAUGACUGUGGAAAAGUCUUCAGUCAGAGCUCAUCCCUUACUCUUCAUCAAAGAAUUCAUACUGGAGAGAAACCCUAUAAAUGUAUAGAAUGUGGGAAAGCCUUCAGCCAGAGAUCAAAUCUUGUUCAACAUCAGAGGAUUCAUACUGGAGAGAAACCCUAUGAAUGUAAGGAAUGUAGGAAAGCCUUCAGUCAGAAUGCACACCUAGUUCAACAUCUGAGAGUUCAUACUGGAGAAAAACCUUAUGAAUGCAAAGUGUGUAGGAAAGCCUUCAGCCAGUUUGCUUACCUUGCUCAACAUCAGAGAGUUCAUACUGGAGAGAAACCCUAUGAAUGUAUUGAAUGUGGGAAAGCAUUUAGCAAUAGAUCAUCUAUUGCUCAACACCAGAGAGUUCAUACUGGUGAGAAACCUUAUGAAUGUAAUGUCUGUGGGAAAGCAUUUAGCCUUCGUGCAUACCUUACUGUACAUCAGAGAAUACAUACUGGAGAGAGACCCUAUGAAUGUAAGGAAUGUGGGAAGGCGUUCAGCCAGAAUUCACACCUUGCUCAACAUCAGAGAAUUCAUACUGGAGAAAAACCUUAUAAGUGUCAGCAAUGUAGGAAAGCAUUCAGCCAGAUUGCCUACCUUGCUCAACAUCAGAGAGUUCAUACUGGAGAGAAACCCUAUGAAUGUAUUAAAUGUGGGAAGGCUUUUAGCAAUGAUUCAUCCCUUACUCAACAUCAGAGAGUUCAUACUGGAGAGAAGCCUUACGAAUGUAAUGUUUGCGGAAAGGCUUUUAGUUACUGUGGAUCCCUUGCCCAACAUCAGAGAAUCCAUACUGGAGAGAGACCCUAUGAAUGUAAGGAAUGCAAGAAAACCUUCAGGCAGCAUGCACACCUUGCUCAUCAUCAGAGAAUCCAUCUUGGGGAGUCACUGUCACCACCCAAUCCAGUCAAUCACCAAGUCCUGUAGACUAUCUCAAAAAUACUUCUGGAAUUUAUACUCUUUUCUCCAUCUCUAAUGUUGUCAUCCUAGUCUAAGAUUCAUCUCACCUGGCUCACUCUAUAGCUUUCUAACAGGUCUUCCUGUAUCAACUUUUGGUCCCCUAAAUUCAUUUCCCACCAUGCACCCAAACUGAUCUUUUUCAAGUGUAAGAAUACACACAUCACUGCCUCCAGUUAAGAGGUUUUUUGGCUUGCUAUUGUUCUUAAGCUAGCAUCCACAGUCUUUAAAACUGUCUAUGAGGAGCUUCAUUAUCUGGUUCUUAGAUACCUUUCAGCCUUAUUUUAUUCCAGUCUCUCUGGGCACUAGGCACUUCCCAGGACUAAGAGCUUAGAUUCUGGAAAAUCAUAGCUCUACCACUACUGUAGCAUUGUGUGAUUUUGAGUAACUUGCUUGACUUAUCUAAACCUCAGGGUUUUCUUUAAUUCUUAAAAUAGGGAUAAUAAAGGAUACUGUAUUGUAGAAAUGUGAGUAUUAAAUGAAAUAGUGUCUAUUGUAGGUUGGUGCAUAUUAAGUAAGAAAUUUGCAUGCAAAGUACUUAACAUAGUGCAUCAAAUAUAGCAGAUAUUCAAUUUAAUAAUAAUAGCUAACAUGUAUUGAGUGCCUACUCUGCACCAGGCACUGUUCUACAUACUCAACAUAUAUUAACUCAUUUAAUCCUUACAGCUAAAACAAGAUUCCUUAGUGGACAAAGCAGAACAUCAUGGGAAGCAGCAGGUCAGAACUGGGGAAACCUAAGAACUUUAGAAUAUAUG